AUGGCGUCGUCGAAUAUUGGGCGAUUGGGCGCCGGGAGGACGACACUCACAUGUAUAUCAUCGCAUCCAAGGAGGUUCUUGGGAACAUUGGCACUGGAAACAGAUAAUGACUUGGUGGAGCUGGAAACUCCAAUUUUUAUUACAUCGGAAACAACAAUCGCUGCUGGUGAAUUGGCUGACGGUGGUCUCGCCGUUCAGGUAACAUCAUCCAGUAUAGUAGUGGUGGCGGAAGGACAGCAGCUGCAGCACAUUCCACUACAACAGACUUUCCCAGCCAGAAGCGCCUCUAUUGUUGAUCCAUACAUUGCCAUAUGUACACAAAAUGGGCGUCUGCUGCUUUACGAGUUAACCAAUCAUCCGCAUGUGCAUCUCAAGGUAUUUUAUGGCAUAUUGGGCUGA
Molecule: messenger RNA, 399 nt
Organism: Gongylonema pulchrum
Lineage: Eukaryota; Metazoa; Nematoda; Chromadorea; Rhabditida; Gongylonematidae
Source: the annotation of a GenBank genome assembly